AUGUUUUUCUAUGGUUUACUUAUUUAUGGUUUUAGUAAAGAAUAUAUCGUUUUAUGGUAUGAUUUUACUGAAUAUUUUAUAUUGGCUAUUGCUGUUAUCGCUGUUGUUAAAAAACUUGGUCCAAUAGUUGGUGAUACUUUUCGAGGUUGGCAUAAAGAAGAAGUUGAUCGAUAUACUUCAAUUGUUAAUAAAUCAAAAGCAAGAAAUCGAUACGUGACUGCAUAUUUUUAA
Rotaria sordida is the source of this 231-nucleotide messenger RNA. Lineage: Eukaryota; Metazoa; Rotifera; Eurotatoria; Philodinida; Philodinidae. The record is from the annotation of a GenBank genome assembly.